UGCACGUAUCGCAUCGACGUUCGAUUAAUGUAGACUAGGGAUUGUGCUAGUCGUUUAAGCGGAGCUGAAACAAAUCGAGGAUGAUAUUUUUUACUUUGCUUUAAACUUGCUUUGUAUUCCACAGGUUGUGGCCUUUGGCAGGAUGUCAGGAUGGCAAGUGGCCCUGGCUUGCCGGACAGCCUGGUGCUGGAAAUCUUCUUGCAUCUCCCUCAUAAGGCUGUGCUGAGCGCUGGGUUCACCUGUCGUCAGUGGUUUGCUGUGUCGCGGGAUGAGUUUCUCUGGAAGGAGCUCUUCUACAACUACUACUGCAUCCCACGCUCUGUGCCUCGCCACCCUGCGGCUGUGUCAUGGUACAGGGAGUUCAAGCGGCUGUAUGACUGCAUUCCCUGUGUGGAGGUUCAGACUCUGAAGGAACAUCAUGAUCAGGUCCUGCAUUUGGCCUUCUCUCACCGUGGACAUCGCUUCUCUUCCUGCUCCAAAGACUGUACUGUUAAGCUUUGGGACACGGAGCGAUCAGAUGGCACCAUAUCUUUGGUUCACAGCUCCAGCAUGCGGCAGUUUAACUGGGGCUACACUCAGUUCUCACAGUUUAAUGCUGAUGACACCCUGCUGCUGGUCUCAGGGGUCUACCUGGGCCCACAUCACUCCUCCUCUGGAGAGAUUGCAGUCAUCAGUUUGGAGAACUACACUCUGCUGUCCCGUGUGAGAAAUAAGCCAUAUGAUGUUUUUGGCUGCUGGCUGAAUGAGACCCACCUAAUCUCUGGUAACCUGCACUGGAUUGGCAACAUGACCUCCUGCUCUGUGCUCUGGCUCAACAAAGCCUUCCAGGACAUCGAGUCAGAAAAUGUGAAUGUGGUGAAGCGUCUCUUUAAGAUCCAGAACAUCAAUGCCAGCACUAUCCGCACAGUUAUGGUGGCCCACUGCCGUCGACACGACUCUCCUGACCUCCUUCUGGACUAUGAAGCUCAGUCACAGGCACAAGCUCAAGCCCAGCGGACACAGCAGCACCAGCCGCUCUUUUUUGAUCUGGGAAACACAGACAGUGAAGAGGAGGAGGAUGAACAUGAUGAGGAUGAAGAGGAUGAGGAACGAGGAGAAAAAAGAGUGUCAGCACAUCUGCCCGCAUGUAACCCAUCCGGGAUUCAGCAUGUUAUACACGGUCAUCACAGCAUAGCCACGCGUGAUCGAGAGUUGGAGACUAAGGUGGCCAGGUUGAUGGGCAGCAGACGCACUAAAGCUCCUGAUCCAAACCUGGUCUCUCCAACAGCUCCUGGAGAAGGAGAGGACAAGACCUACCUCCUCUUCACCACCGGCAGCCUUACCUACUCGCCUCACCAAAUAGGCAUCAAGCGAAUAAUGCCUGAUCAAAUGACGACGUGCGGUCCUGUGUUGGGAGAGGAGCGCAAUACAGAUGAAUUCUUUGACUCACUGGAUCAUGUGAUCGACAUACAUGGCCACAUCAUUGGCAUGGGUCUGUCACCUGACCAUAGAUACUUGUAUGUAAACAGUCGAGCAUGGCCAGCAGGCUGUGUGAUAUCUGACCCCAUGUCCCCUCCGCCCAUCGCAGAGGAGAUCGACCUGCAUGUGAUUGAUCUGAAGAGUCUUAGAGAAGAGCGCCGCAGCCUUCGAGCCCACCGGGCCUUCACACCCAACGAUGAGUGCUUCUUUAUCUUCCUUGAUGUCAGCCGAGACUUUGUCGCCAGCGGAGCAGAGGACAAGCACGGUUACAUCUGGGACCGGCACUACAACAUCUGCCUGGCUCGCCUGAAACAUGAUGAUGUGGUCAACUCUGUGGCCUUCAGCCCAGCAGACCAGGAGCUGCUGCUGUCCGCCAGCGACGACUCCACCAUUAAAGUGUGGCGCUCGCCACGCAUGGUGCGCCUCGCUGAGGCACUCCAACGCCCCCCUCGGGCUCGCAAACUGCUUUCCUCCUUGUUUGGCCACAGAAGUGCUAAUCUGAAUGGUAAACCCUGACCGGACCCUGGUGGGCGUAACGCAAGAGGGAAGCACCACAGAAAGACACUCCAUGAGCAGAGCGGAACAUGUGAGGUCAAGAAACUGAGGACUCCACAUGGCUCCAACGAGAACAAGAAGGAUACAUGUAUUCCUUAGUGGCCCUUUUGCAGGACGUACUGACCAACAGAUCACUGGGAGAUGAAAAGCGAUUUUAGCAUAAAGAAACAACAAAAAAAGUGUCUUUGGAAUGCUAUAUUUGUGAAAUAUCAAUGAUACACAUGAAGACAGACGUGGAAGACAGACAUCAACAGAAUAUGCGAUUUCAAGAGCAAAGAAUUUGAAGAGAUAUUAAGGUCACAUUCACAUAUAUGUGUGUCACGUGUGCCGUUUGAAAGUCCGUUUAACCCUGUCAUAAAGAAUGGAGCGCCACCUUUGCAUGCCUGCACGUUUGUAAAUUAUAUAUUUCUUUUUUCUGUUGCCACCUUUUUUAGUAGAUGUUACAAGCAACCUGAUUAUAACAAGGACAUGGUCAGAGUAUUUAAAUACUAAGAGAAAAAUGACAAUUCUGCUACUAAUUUACAACACAAUUGUCACUGGUGUUUUAUCUCUGUUCCAGUUUUAUGUAAAGGAGGAGCAGUUUAAUUUAACAUCAUUACAUAACGACAGUGCACGUUUACUCCUGAGUUACCCCAUCUACACCUUUAUUGUUGAAAACAGUUGAAUCCAUUGUGCAUAUGGUUUGUGUCAUACAGGUUAACAAUCAUAGUAUAUUGAAAAUAUAUAUAAAAAAAAAAAAAAUCCAAAGAAAAUCAACGACAUUGUUGAACUUUUAGUUGUUGGCUAAACAACCAAAAAGCUGAAGAAAAAGGGUCAAACACUGACCAUUUUCCAUUAUGUUUAUUUUGGUGAGCUCCAUGACUUUAUGGCAUUGAGAUACUAUGCAGCAUCAGGGUGCUUCGCUACUUCAUAUCCAUAAGCAGGUUUACCUCACCUCCAGCACCUCAUUGUUUCACCUCACAUUGUUUACCAGCAUUAAAUAUUCAGCGAAGGUGCUCAUUUGUUAUCAUGAAAAAGUGACUCUAAAAUGCUCCCCCAUUCCUAACAUUUAUGAUCUAUAUAUGUAAAGCUCAGCUGUAAUGUUACUCCUGCAUAUGACUUUCUUGGUUUAAUUCUGGUUCCUUAAGAUUUUAUUUAACCUCUUCAAGUGAUUUCAAUCUCAUCUCCUAAUAAUAAUUUAGUUGGAGUUUGGAUAAUGGCGUGCAGCAUUCAUCUCUGUAGUUGCGAGUACAUCAGUUGUUUUGUUUUUAAUGGACCUGAUUCCCUGUGUGACAUUUGUUUGAGCUUGUGCAUCUGAUUUUCCCCACAUGCCCUUUGGCUAUUUGCCAUAAGUAUAUUUUGUAUUGUGGAAUGUGUAAAAUUAGUUUGACCCAUUAAACUAUUUUUCUUUUACCAUA
This is a messenger RNA of Cyprinus carpio (common carp), 3410 nucleotides long. RefSeq names its product F-box/WD repeat-containing protein 5-like. Lineage: Eukaryota; Metazoa; Chordata; Actinopteri; Cypriniformes; Cyprinidae. Gene Ontology annotation, molecular function: protein binding. Gene Ontology annotation, cellular component: SCF ubiquitin ligase complex; Cul4-RING E3 ubiquitin ligase complex. Gene Ontology annotation, biological process: protein ubiquitination. The record is from RefSeq and is a predicted model, not a curated record.